CUCGCGCUUCAUUCUGAGCCGAGCCUGGUGCCGCGCUGCCAGCCUAGCCCCCUGCGGCGGCUCCCUCCCAGGCUUCUCCUCCUACUAGCAGCAUGAAAGCCUUCAGUCCGGUGAGGUCCGUUAGGAAAAACAGCCUGUCGGACCACAGCUUGGGCAUCUCCCGGAGCAAAACGCCGGUGGACGACCCGAUGAGCCUGCUGUACAACAUGAACGACUGCUACUCCAAGCUCAAGGAACUGGUGCCCAGCAUCCCGCAGAACAAGAAGGUGACCAAGAUGGAAAUCCUGCAGCACGUCAUCGAUUACAUCUUGGACCUGCAGAUCGCCCUGGACUCGCACCCCACCAUCGUCAGCCUGCACCACCAGAGACCUGGGCAGAACCAGGCGUCCAGGACGCCGCUGACCACCCUGAACACGGACAUCAGCAUCCUGUCCUUGCAGGCAUCUGAAUUCCCUUCUGAGCUUAUGUCGAAUGAUAGCAAAGUACUCUGUGGCUGAAUAAAUGGAAAACAAGUUGAAUGGACCUUUUUAGAAAGAGAAGCGGAAGGAAAACUAAGAACGCUCAUCUUUCCCAGGUGCUCUCCGACCUGGCCUGUGAUACCGUUAUUUAUGAGAGACUUUCAAUGACCUUUCUACAGUCGGAAGGCUUUCUUUAUAUACUAUUCCCACCAUGGGGAGCGAAAAACGUUAAAAAUCACAAGGAAUUGCCCAAUCUAAGCAGACUUUGCCUUUUUUCAAAGGUGGAGCGUGAAUACCAGAAGGACCCAGUAUUCGGUUACUUAAAUGAAGUCUUUGGUCAGAAAUGGCCUUUUUGACGUGAGCCUACUGAAUGCUGUGUAUAUAUUUAUAUAUAGAUAUAUAUAUAUAUAUUGAGUGAAACCUUGUGGACUCUUUAAUUAGAGUUUUCUUGUAUAGUGGCAGAAAUACCUAUUUCUGCAUAAAAAUGUAAUGACGUACUUAUGCUAAACUUUUUAUAAAAGUUUAGUUGUAAACUUAACCCUUUUAUACAAAAUAAAUCAAGUGUGUUUAUUGAAUGUUGAUUGCUUGCUUUAUUUCAGACAACCAGUGCUUUGAUUUUUUUUAAAUGAUGCUAUGUUAUAACUGAACCCAAAUAAAUACCAGUUCAAAUUUAUGUAGACUGUAUUAAGAUUAUAAUAAAAUGUGUCUGAUGUCAA
This is a messenger RNA of Acomys russatus (golden spiny mouse), 1174 nucleotides long. It is a transcript of the gene Id2, whose product is annotated as inhibitor of DNA binding 2. Gene Ontology annotation, molecular function: protein dimerization activity; transcription regulator activity. The record is from RefSeq and is a predicted model, not a curated record. The transcript is spliced from 3 exons. Gene Ontology annotation, cellular component: cytoplasm; nucleus. The coding region runs from base 93 to 497 and encodes 134 amino acids. Lineage: Eukaryota; Metazoa; Chordata; Mammalia; Rodentia; Muridae. Gene Ontology annotation, biological process: negative regulation of transcription by RNA polymerase II; circadian regulation of gene expression; cell differentiation.